UUCAGUUGGAGCUCAACCAGCAUCCGUGGUGGUUGAUUUUUCAUCUCGUCUUUUUUUCCUCCUUCGUAAAUUCCCAUAUUUCCUAAAAAAUUGGCUAAACUUUUAAUUGACACUUUCCCCCUCUCACAUUUACCACCUACUUAAUCUGCGUAUCGCUGAUUUGACCUGAUUCGAAAGAAAGAUGGCUCAACGAAAUCGAGCCGAGUGGAAUAAGAACUUUGCGAGCCCAAAUUCAACGAAUGCGAAAUUCAAUAAAAACCGAAUUCCCCACCCUGCGGCUCCCUUGUUCGUGCAUGGCUUUCGGAGACGAGGCGGACUCCGACCAGAGACAGCACCUGGACCCAAACCGACGGUUUCGUCCAAAAUCACGGUCGCCCAGACUGCAAAACGGAAUCACUUGAGGAAGGGUUCGUGGCGAGACCCAGGGAAACAAGAUCCCAGUAAACCAACGGAGUUUAUGGACUUGAAUACUGAAGAUCGUCUCCGCAUUUACAACAUGAUUACAACGAAGGAGCGAGCUGGGUUGCAGCUGGUGUGUCGCCGCAUUCGAGAUGAAAUCCGUAUCUAUGCUGGCAUCGGAGCCAGGGUCGAUGAACUAGGUUACUGGGGGGUUUCGUGUAUGCGAGAUCUACUGGUUGACACGAUCGUAGUUGGACCCUACCGUCAACCCCUAUUGAGACCAAUGGACAUGAUUCAACGCCCGUAUGAUACUCAACAUCUCUGCUUUGCAGGGCCGAUAAGCAUGCCCUACAUGGACGCUUUCCUCGGUCGAUGUCGUGGUGUUCGAAAGAUCUCAGUGACUCAUGAAGUCAGUGAGCGACAGCCGAUUCCAACGGAUGAUCUUCGAAAAAGAGACUACAGGUCCUGGCGAAAACUGGAUGUGAUUCGGAAGAGAUCAUACCCUAUGAACCACUGCAAGCUUUUGGAAUUAUGCCCAACUGGACGUUUGCAACACCUCUCUGUCCAGUGGUCCCUCGAAGUUUGCUACUGCAUGAAUAUCGUAAAGUUGAAGAUCGAUGUCUCUGCCUUCCUGAAGUUAAACGAAGCGCGAGAAAUGCAUAUUGCGAUCCUGAAAUUUGUGGAGAAACAUCCCAGCCUUCAAGAACUUUGGGUGAAGAGCAGGGUGGCUAGACAUAUCAGAUCCGGGAAGCCAAAGUUGGAUUUUUUGAGACCCUAUGUUGACGUUCAGCGUACCGCCAGGAAUGCCCGUUUCCGUCAUAUUACAGUGUUGGAAGAUAACGUGGAUUUCCUCGCGUGGGGAUGUUUCUUCAUGGAGCAAAAUCAACUGGAAACAAUGCAGUUGAUGCACAACAUCCCCUACGAUCAUUGCGCCUAUUCUAUCAAAAUGAACGAAACUACACUGACAAAAUUGGCAGUUAAGAUCAUGUUGGACUAUGCUAUUCCCCCUAAGUAUAGAGACAUUGGACAACGUAGCUUCGGACUGGAUAUUUUCCGAAACUGCAAAUCUCUAAAAGAACUUCAUAUUACCAUCGCAAAGUCUCUAAAGGCCAAGUUGGGCGUGUGGGAAAACAGAGUGAGAAAGUUUGAUGGUCUUCCAAAAUCAUUGGAGGUUUUGGCCUUACGUAAUAUCUCUUUUGUCGAUGAAGAGUUUCUGGAGGUCUGCCGCCUUCGGAAACUCAGAAGUUUGGGUGUCGUGAUCACCUUAUCUCAAGGGGUCAAAGCUCCCCCAUUCAGUAACGAGUUUCUUGGAGCUCUGUUCUACAUGAGGUCCUUGGAAGAGUUGAUGAUCCAGGGCAUGACCUUUACGUUUGAAGAACCCCAGGCUAUGUUGCGUUUCAAACAAUACACAAAUCAUCAGGAGAUUGGGGCCAAGAACAUUUUGCAUAUUCGUGGAAAGCUGAAAAGUGAUUUGCCCUCCUUUACCCGUUGGGAAUCCACAGGAUUGACUCAGAAAAUUAUGCGAUACAAGUUUGAAGAUGAUAAUAUAAUUUAUGAAGUUUAAUUCAAUACUAUUUUCGAACCCCGUGUAACUCACACCCAGAAACGCUCGUUUUAUUUUUACGCAUUAUGUAAAAUUUAUGUCGUGAUGUAUAAUUUCCACUGAUGCUAGAAUUCAUUAGCUAGCCAAAAUUUUGUCUUGAUGUAUUUUUUGUAUUGGCGAAUAACCACAAAAUUCCAGUGAAUAUCAAAAUAAACUGCGAUUACUAUAUUCGCAACUGGUAAACUCACA
Folsomia candida is the source of this 2191-nucleotide messenger RNA. RefSeq lists its product as uncharacterized. The transcript is spliced from 6 exons. The record is from RefSeq and is a predicted model, not a curated record. The coding region runs from base 182 to 1963 and encodes 593 amino acids. NCBI's taxonomy places the organism in Eukaryota, Metazoa, Arthropoda, Collembola, Entomobryomorpha, Isotomidae.